Messenger RNA from Nematocida parisii ERTm1, 2091 nucleotides. RefSeq lists its product as uncharacterized. NCBI's taxonomy places the organism in Eukaryota, Fungi, Microsporidia. The coding region runs from base 1 to 2091 and encodes 696 amino acids. The transcript has a single exon. The record is from RefSeq and is a predicted model, not a curated record.
AUGACAUGUAUAAUUAGAAGUUAUAAGAAUUUAAUUAUACGUGUCAAAGAAUUUCGGGUUAUAUAUAGAGAAGCAGUAGUUAGAUGGAUGGAAGAAGAAUUAUAUAUAGAAAAAUCACAGGAUAGACUUACCCACCUACUGGAUGCAUUAAACGCUAUAGAAGGAGGAGCAGAGGGAAAUUUAGACACUAUGAGUGAUUGUAGUAUAGAUUCUAUUGUAGACUAUGAUGAAGUAGAACAGUCUAGUAUUAAUCAAACAAAUAGAAAUAGUAGUCAGACAACAAGUAAACAUUCAGAUGUUAAUUUUGAGGUCGAUAAAAUUGGUUGGACGGAUAAUUCAAUAUAUAGCCCAAAACCAAAAGAAGAAGUUAGAUUUCAAGGAUUUAACACAACGGGAUGGAGAGUUAAAAAAGAUGAUGUAAUAAUCAAAGAUCUAGAGCUAGCUAAUGUAUUUGAUUUUGUGAACAAGAAUAAUCCAGAAGAUGUAACUCUUGAAAGUAUGUUUGUGCAUUUUAACAGUAGAGGGAAUCAAGCAAUUAAAGAAGUAUAUACUAUAUACACAGCAAAUCAAAACUGUUUUAAUUAUUUGUUGAAUAGUGAAAGUAUUUCUAUGCACAGUAUGAAAUUCAUAAGAACUCUAUCAGAGAAUUUGCAUGAAAUAUACAGUGCAAUGUACGAGCAUGCAGAUAUUAUAUUUGGUAGGUAUGAUAAUAUAAAAAAUACAAGUUUAUUGAACUAUCUAAUAGAGAAGCAUACUCUUCUAAAAGAAUCUGUCAUAUACAGCGAGAAUAAACUAAAACACGAGGAAGCAACUCUGACCACCCAAGGAAUACAGAAAGAGGAUAUUAGUGAUUUAUACAAAGACACUUUACAUAUAAAAAAUUCUAUAGAAAUACUUAAUAAUACAAGUGCAGUAAUAGAAGAUAUAAAAGUAAAAGUGGAUUACUAUAAAUCUAAAAGAAAACAAGAGGAUUUAAUAAGCAAUAAAGAGAAUGCCGUGGCUGCUAUACUAAAAAAUCAGAAUACAUUAGAAGAACCCUCAAACAAUACAGAUCCAUACACUAAUGCACUUUUCUGCAGACUAAGAGGUCCAUCGCAUAUUUUUUGGGAAAAUACAGUUAAGCCAUUGCACUUUCUGUAUAAAAUAGAUACAUUUUAUCUGCUAUUCAGUAUAUUCAUAAUUCUAUUUUCACAUUUGAUAUUCUUUACAGUUCUAGAAAUUACACAGUACGUAUCAGAUAAGCAAUUAAGUAUUAUAGAGUACUAUAUACACUUAAUAUGUAAUACAUUAUUUAGUGUGUUAUUAACAAUGUAUACAGCAAUGCAUACUUAUAUAAGCUAUAGAAGCAAACAGAAUAACUUAAUAAUGUAUGAGAAUAUACUGUCAAAAAUAGGCAUAAACCAAUAUAUCAUAAGGUAUAGUGUUCUGUUUUGUUUAUAUGCAAUUACAGCAGUAGGAAACCUAUUUAUAAUUUAUACACAAAUUCAGAAUAUGGUACUGUGCGGGAAUGAGUUCAUUUCUAAAUUAUUUUAUAAAGCAGAAGAGAAUCAAAUUAUUGACAUUGUAAUUUUCAGUGGGUUUGAUUUAUUCUUUAUUCUAUUCUCAGUAAUUUCCGUUAUAUUAGUGUGGAUAUCACUAUUUAAGAAAGACUGGAUAUAUAAAACACAGAGAAUAAACAUACCAGUGAUUACUGUAGUAGGGUGUAUAAUAUACCUUUUUAUGCUGAUAAUUACAGCUAUAACAUAUGAAAAGAGUGAAUUAGUGAAUAUAAAUGGAAUAAUGUACAGGUACCACAUAGGAUAUGUUGUACAAACAAUUGGUAUAUUAUUCCUGUUAACAUACCAUGCUAAGAUAUACUUAAAGAAAAGUGGAAGGAUUAAGAAAAUGGACAUGUUAAGGAGAACAAAAAGGUUUAACUAUAAAUACUUAGCAAGUAUAAUUACAAUAGGAUGUAUCUCCGGAUUAAUUUGUUCAUUUUGCAUGUACUUAUUUGUUAUUGAUGUGCAUGCUGAGCUAUUUAAGCUGAGCACAACAGAAAUAGCAAAAAAGCUUGGAGUUAAAAUGCCUCUGCCAAGUAUUUUUAUGACGUAA